Ctenopharyngodon idella (grass carp) is the source of this 2303-nucleotide messenger RNA. RefSeq names its product homeobox protein OTX2-like. The coding region runs from base 1051 to 1815 and encodes 254 amino acids. Gene Ontology annotation, biological process: regulation of transcription by RNA polymerase II; multicellular organism development. Gene Ontology annotation, molecular function: DNA-binding transcription factor activity, RNA polymerase II-specific; RNA polymerase II cis-regulatory region sequence-specific DNA binding. The transcript has 3 exons. NCBI's taxonomy places the organism in Eukaryota, Metazoa, Chordata, Actinopteri, Cypriniformes, Xenocyprididae. Gene Ontology annotation, cellular component: nucleus. The record is from RefSeq and is a predicted model, not a curated record.
AUGUUGUCAAGUACAAAUUACUUACACUAUGCCUAGAAAAUAACUAUAUUGUUAUACAAUAUCAUAUAUUUUGCAUGCAUAUACUGUUAUAAUAAUAAUAGCCUAAUAUAAUUAGUGUGCACAGAUUAAGGUUAAAUGUAGGAAAGUGAAAUGAAUUAGUCGCAGUCAGUCUGCUGAGAUUUUCCAGCACAAUGAGACUCUUUGUUUUAUUUUCGUGACGCAGAAAAUUAAUCAGCUCGAACGAGUCGCGCGCUCAGGAGCGUCCUGUAAUCACGGGAGCGCGUGCCGUCCGGAUUAUCUCCAGCGAUAAUUAAUUAAUUAUUGAACGGAUGUGAAGCGAUCGACAGAUUGAGGCGCGCGGCCGUUGAGCGCAAACGGUUAAUUCUGCUUUAUAAUAUUAUUAAAUGUGUCUGUCACUUUAAAUAUUUUCAAAAUAACUAAUAUUUGGUGCAAAAUAAUGUAGAUAUUUGUGGGAAUCGGUUAAAAAUGUGUAAAUAAAUUUCCUUCUAGAUUGCACCUAAUACUUUUCUUCUCUAAUGGAGGGAUAUAAUGUGUUUGUUUUACUUUAUCUAAAUGGUUCUAACACUUUUAGAAGAGACCCGCCGCGUAAAUCUAAUUACCGGCUGCAAUUAAUUAAGAAGAAUAGCCCCGGGAGUGUCAAUAAAGUGUAACUGAAAUUAAAAUUCGCCUCAAGUUGAAUUGUUCCUCGUUAAGCUGCUCUUCGCAUUUGAAUGAGAGGCUCUUUAUAAAGAAGUGCGUCACUGUGUUCAUUGUUAUCAGCACUAUUUAUCUUGUCCACGGUGGUCUUUGUCUUCGCAAAUGACCCCCAGUGAUGCGGAGACAAUUAGCUUGUCCUCGAAUGUUUUGGCUACUUUGCGCCUUGUUGCGUCUCAAUACGCGUCUCUCCAAAUGACCGCUGCGUUUUGUUCUCGGAGACUCGAACCCGCCCCCUCAGUCAACGGAUAGUUUCCAUGUCAGCAGAUAACCAGCUCGACCAGUCGUCUGCUUCUCGCGCAGGAGGACAGAACAUUCCUUCACCAGCACGUCAACAUGAUGUCGUACCUGAAGCAGCCGCCGUACGCGCUCCCCGGACUGAGCCUGAGCUCGGGAAUGGACCUGCUGCACCCGUCCGUGGAUUACCCGGCGAGCGGCCGUAAACAGAGGCGGGAACGGACCACCUUCACUCGCGCGCAGCUGGAUGUUCUGGAGACUCUGUUCGCCAAGACGCGCUAUCCGGACAUCUUCAUGCGGGAAGAAGUAGCCUUAAAAAUCAACCUGCCCGAGUCCAGAGUACAGGUUUGGUUCAAAAACCGCAGAGCAAAGUGUCGACAACAGCAGCAGAACCAGAGCUCAGUGCAGAAGACCACAGCAGUGAAGAAGAAGAGCUCUCCAGUCAGAGAGAUCACUGCUGACAGCAACCCGUACUCCAGCCCGUCCAGCACAUCCUUACCGGCCACGUCCUCCGCCCCGGUGUCCAUCUGGAGUCCGGCCUCCAUCUCCCCCGAGCCUCCUUCCUCCUCCCCAUCCUCCUGCAUGCAGAGGUCGUUUCCCAUCACAUACACGCAGGCGUCUGGAUACAGUCCGGGUUUCACUGGCACGCCGUCUUAUUUCAGCGGAAUGGACUGCGGUUCUUAUCUUGGCUCCGUGCAUCACCAUCAGCUGACCGGAGCCGGUUCGGCACAGGGUUACGGCUUCAGCGCCGCCUCAGACUGCCUGGACUACAAAGAGCAAAGCGCCUCAUGGAAGCUGAACUUCAAUUCAGACUGCUUGGAUUACAAAGAUCAGACGUCGUCUUGGAAGUUUCAGGUUUUGUAAAAGCAUGGAAUGUCUUGGAAUAUCUUCAGCCUGAUGGCACGAAAUACUCGGAUCUACAGGAAGCAGAAAUGAUGUGCUACAUCAUUUUGACUAAAUUAUUAUUAAAAAGAUUGAACAAUGCAACCAAGAAAAAAACAAAAAGAUCAAGAGAAGCAAAUGUUUGGUCAAGCGAGCCAGAUCUCGUUAAGCCUCUUAAGAUGUCCUGCUUUGAUCAAGCCAGAGUUUCUCAAAUGCACUGUUUUUUUUUUUUUUUUAAUGAGUAGCUUUGUUCUGUAAGAGACAAUCAGUAUGUUUGUGUGUUUUCUUGUAUUUUUAGACUGCUGUCUGUUGUAGCUUUAUAUGAUGUUCUUGUCAUUGAAAACUGUACUGUGACUUUCUUAUUUGUAUGUUCUGUUGGUAACGAUAAAUUAUUACUUUUGUAAAGCCAGAGGGAUUUUUUUUUUAAAUGUUAGACCUACUAUAUUAAAAUGUUCAUAUUUGAUGGAAAA